UGCUGCACUUCCCUCCACGCCCAUGGGUUCGGCUGCCUCCUCCUCCUCUUCUCUCCCAGCCUGGGUGCACUUCGGCCUCCGGCCUCUUUGCCCCAGACUGUUCUCUGCUGGCUCAGGGUGCACCGCAAGGGCAGAAGUCGCAGGCACCUGCCCUGCCCAAAGGGGUGGCAAUUUGACACCAUGGCUGGAGGUGAUAAGAGCAUGAAGGCGCUGAGGGAGGUGUGGAGAAGAGCAGAAAACUCUGUGUGUGCAGACUGCGGGAAGCCGGAUCCUGACUGGGCAUCCUCUACCUUGGGUGUCUUUAUAUGCCUUAGCUGCUCAGGAAUUCACCGCAACAUCCCUAGCAUCAGCAAAGUCAAAUCGCUGAAGAUGGACCACUGGGAUGAUGCUCAGGUGCAGUUUCUGGCCAAGCAUGGGAAUGCUGUGACUAAAGCCAUGUAUGAAGCUCACAUCCCUAUUUACUAUUACCAGCCAACCUACAAUGACUGCCAAGUACUGAGAGAACAGUGGAUACGGGCCAAAUACGAACGGAAAGAGUUCACUGAGCUGGGAAAACAGCUUCCAUAUACAGAUGGGGUGAAGGAAGGCAUCCUCUGGAAGCGAGGUCGAGACAGUGGGCAGUUCCAACCCCGCAAGUUCCUGUUGUCUGAGAGAGAGGGAUGUCUGAAGUAUUUCACCAAGCAGGACGCCAAAGAACCCAAAAUCAAUGUCAAAAUAGAUGUCAUCAAUGCUACGUUCCAGCCAGAGAAGAUUGGGAACCCCAAUGGCUUGCAGAUCACCUAUCUCAAAGACAACAAGACUCGAAAUAUAUUUGUCUACCACAAAAGUGGAAAGGAGGUAGUGGACUGGUUCAAUGCCAUUCGGUCCGUGCAGUUCCAUUAUCUGAAGGUAGCAUUUCCCAUAGCCAGCGAUAAUGAGAUUAAAAGCCGCCUGACAAGAAACUUCCUGAAGGAAGGAUACAUGGAGAAGACAGGUCCCAAGCAGAGAGAGGCUUUUAAGAAGCGUUGGUUCACACUGGAUCACCGCAGGCUCAUGUACUUCAAGGACCCUUUGGAUGCAUUUGCUAAGGGUGAGGUAUUUGUGGGCAGCAGAGAGAAUGGCUAUAGCGUCCAGAAGGGAUUGCCUUCAGGGACACAGGGCAACUUCUCUUGGCCCUAUGGCAUCACCAUUGUCACGCCUGACCGAGAAUACCUCUUCACCUGCGAGACAGAGGCUGACCAGCUGGACUGGAUCACAGCUUUCACAAGUGUCAUCGACCAGGCCAUGACACCACAGGAAUAUGCAAUUGAAGCCUACUUCAAGUUUAAAUCAUAGGAAGCCAGGCAGGAACCUUGCUGUAACUCGACUCUACCUGGUCCUAUUGGGUGGGCUGUCAGGAGAGGAGAGAAGAUUGACAUCAGAGAAACACAGUGCUCUUGCAGCCUACUCUUUGAAGCACUUUUUUUUUCCCUCCAUGGACAAUCUCCUUUGUUCUGGGGCUCAUUUAAGCUGCUUCAAGUCCAAGACUUUGUGAGACUGAAUCCUCGGUGCAAACUGUCAGUGGUAAAUUGCUGUGAUCUGACUGGAUGUUGACAGGCCUUGCCUGUUGAUAGAGCCUCAAAAACUUAGCACUUGCUGUGAUGGACGUGGGACCUAGCAUCACAUUUGCAGGAAACUGCAGACCUUAUACAAGAAAACAGCUGCCUUGCUGGAGCUAAUGCUCAGUCGGCUGUCGAGGCUGCUGGACUAGGAGAGACUGUUCCGUUGCAAGAAGUGGCUUCUCUGCUGGUGACAGAGAUGUGAAACAUCUGGUUAUUUGAUCAGCUAGAGCUACAGCUGAAAAAAGGUCACUUAAAAGAUUUAAUCUAA
Messenger RNA from Numida meleagris (helmeted guineafowl), 1848 nucleotides. RefSeq names its product arf-GAP with dual PH domain-containing protein 1-like. NCBI's taxonomy places the organism in Eukaryota, Metazoa, Chordata, Aves, Galliformes, Numididae. The transcript is spliced from 12 exons. Gene Ontology annotation, biological process: positive regulation of GTPase activity. Gene Ontology annotation, molecular function: phosphatidylinositol bisphosphate binding; GTPase activator activity. The record is from RefSeq and is a predicted model, not a curated record. The coding region runs from base 181 to 1314 and encodes 377 amino acids. Gene Ontology annotation, cellular component: plasma membrane; intracellular membrane-bounded organelle.